Fusarium oxysporum Fo47 is the source of this 745-nucleotide messenger RNA. Its product is annotated as polyphosphatase DDP1. The record is from RefSeq and is a predicted model, not a curated record. The transcript is spliced from 3 exons. Gene Ontology annotation, biological process: diphosphoinositol polyphosphate metabolic process; diadenosine pentaphosphate catabolic process; adenosine 5'-(hexahydrogen pentaphosphate) catabolic process. Gene Ontology annotation, molecular function: endopolyphosphatase activity; diphosphoinositol-polyphosphate diphosphatase activity; bis(5'-adenosyl)-pentaphosphatase activity. Bases 109 to 600 code for a protein of 163 amino acids. Gene Ontology annotation, cellular component: nucleus; cytoplasm. NCBI's taxonomy places the organism in Eukaryota, Fungi, Ascomycota, Sordariomycetes, Hypocreales, Nectriaceae.
UCGCCUUUCGAGAUCUACGAACAUAAUUGUUUUUGUUCUCGCCCGACCAAAUUCCCCGACAUUCCUCCCAAUUCCCGUCACUAUCCGCCCCAACUUCCCACUAAGAAGAUGUCGAGUUCUGCCUCUGGCGACUCGGGCGGUGGCCGUUCGAUGGAGUCACGAGUGGGUAGAAGCAAGCAACGUUACAACACUAAGGGCGAACGUCUCGUCGCUGGCAUCGUACCUCUCACUCCCGAUCAAAACUAUGUACUGUUGAUUCAGUCUACCCGGCGCAAAGGCUGGGUGCUGCCCAAGGGCGGCUGGGAGUCUGAUGAGACUUGCCAGGAAGCCGCUGAGCGAGAGGCCUGGGAAGAAGCUGGCAUCACUGUUCAAAUCACUUAUGAUCUUGGUGACAUUGACGAGAAGCGUGCGCCCAAAUCGUCAAAAGAUCGGUCAAGAUACCACUUCUUUGAGGGCACAGUAACCAGCGAGUACGACGAUUGGCCCGAAUCCCACAAGCGAGAACGCCAGUGGUUUACAUUUACCCAGGCGUGGGAGGCGUUAUCAACAAGACCAGAGCUACAGGAGGCCUUACAACGGUCUACUGUAAAUCGUCAAUAACCUCACGGCGUCCUCUCAUGCGCAAUCCUGGCCUUGGAAGUGACCAAUCCCUAUCCUUGAACGGCCCUCCAUUCAGUUGCGACGACAUGGGUUUAUCUCCUGGCUGUUGAGUGGAUUGUGAUACACCGUCACUUCCACAGAUUCU